Molecule: messenger RNA, 1764 nt
Organism: Cheilinus undulatus (humphead wrasse)
Lineage: Eukaryota; Metazoa; Chordata; Actinopteri; Labriformes; Labridae
Product: gastrula zinc finger protein XlCGF57.1-like
Exons: 2
Coding region: 102-1574 (490 amino acids)
Cellular component (GO): nucleus
Source: RefSeq, a predicted model, not a curated record
GGUUUCUCAGUCAGAGCUCAGCUAGCAUGUGUGUCUGUGCUAACGUUAGCAGAGUAAUGUUGUAGUUUUCUUUUCCUUCUUCGACUCUUGGAUGUGUGGAAAUGUCCGGCUUUGAGGAUCUUAAAGCUUUAUUCGGACGGAGGCUGCUCGCUGCGGUUCUCAGAGACCUGAGAGGACGAGAAACCAGAUCUGAAUACGAAGAGGAGCUCCACCGCCAGAGGAAGCUGCUGGAUGUGAUUUUAAUCCCUGAGAUAAAGCUGCACAGAGCAGUGCUUCCUGCAGAAGCCCAGCAGCUGUUGGUGAUCAAAGAAGAGAGCCCCCAGGAGGACACUGGGCCCCCACACAUUAAAGAGGAACAGGAGGAACUGUGGAUCAGUCAGGAGGGAGAGCAGCUUCAAGAGCUCAAGGGGGCUGACACCACCACGCUACUCUUUGAUUUGGUUUUGUUGAAGAGUGAAGAUGAUGAAGAGAAACCUCAGCCCUCACAGCUUCAUGAGAGACAAAAUGAACAGUUGGAAACAGGAGCUGAUGGAGAGGACUGUGAAGACUCAUCUAGAGCUGAGACUGAUGACAGUGAUGAUUGGAGGGUUACCAAAGAAGAUCAGUCAGGUUCAAACUCUGUGAAAAAUAAAAAUAAGAGUCACAAGGACAAGGAAACAAAUAGAUGCUCUGAGUGUGGUAAAACCUUGUCAACAAGACAGAGUCUGACAGUACACAUGAGAAUUCACACAGGAGAGAAACCCUUCAGCUGCUCUGUUUGUAGCAAAAGAUUUACACAGAAGGGUAAAAUGGAAAAUCACAUGAGAAGUCACACGGGAGCGAAACCCUUUAGCUGCUCUGUUUGCAGCAAAAGAUUUGCGCAAAAACAUUAUUUGAACAGUCACAUGAGGAUUCACACAGGAGAGAAACCCUUUAGCUGCUCUGAGUGUGGUAAAAGAUUCACCUUUAAACAUCAUCUGACGGACCACGUGAGAGCUCAUAUGGGGAAGAAUUCCUUUAGCUGCUCUGAGUGUGGAAAAAGAUUCACCUUUAAACAUAAUCUGACACAUCACAUGAGAGCUCAUACAGGGGAGAAACCUUUCAGCUGCUCUGUUUGUAGUAAAAGAUUUACAAAUAAGACUCAUAUGGAAGAUCACAUGAGGAUUCACACAGGAGAGAAACCCUUUAGCUGCUCUGAGUGUGGUAAAAGAUUUACACAAAAACAUCAUAUGGACAUGCACAUGAGAAUGCACACUGGAGAGAAACCAUUUAGCUGCUCUGGGUGUGGCAAAACAUUUACUACAAACAAUAAUCUGACACAACACAUGAGAUGCCAUACAGGAGAAAAACCUUUUAGCUGCUCUGUUUGCUUUAAAAAAUUUACACAGAAAAUUAACAUGCAAACCCACAUGAGAACUCACUUUAAUGAUGACACUUUCAGCUGCUCUGAGUGCAGCAAAAAAUUCCAAACCAAAAGCAAUCUGAUCAGGCAUUUAAGGGUUCACACAGGAGAGAAACCCUUCAGCUGCUCUGAGUGUGGCACAAGAUUCAUUGAUAAGGGAGCUUUGACCAGACACAUAAAACUGCACACAUGAGAGAGACCCUUCAAUGUAAACAGCUCUGUAACAACAUAAGCCGUGUUUCCAUCAAGGGGUCCGGUUGGAUUCAGUUCGGUUUGGUAUGGUUUGGUAUGCUAAACCCCAAAAUAGUUCGCGUUUUCACAGACACCUGUGCCCUCACUUGGUGGGCGGGGCUGUAAAAGCAUGCAUGUAAAGUCACAGACAG